Molecule: messenger RNA, 714 nt
Organism: Drosophila willistoni
Lineage: Eukaryota; Metazoa; Arthropoda; Insecta; Diptera; Drosophilidae
Exons: 1
Coding region: 1-714 (237 amino acids)
Source: RefSeq, a predicted model, not a curated record
AUGUGGAACAGCAUUUACUUAUUGAUUGCCGGCCUAUGGCUGGUCAUAUCAUCUCCAGCAGUUGCUUCUGCUCCAGCAGUUGAGGGCGCUGUCGCCGUGGCUUCUUCGCCAGAAGGCAAGGCUGGUGAGCCCCAUUUGGCUGGCAUCUAUGUCAAAGAUGGCAAUGUCAAUGGACAGUUGAGAUUUUUGGCUUCCAGUCUGAGCAGCAGCAGCAGCAGCACUUCCAAUUCGGGCAUCAAUGCAGCAUUGAAUCAAUACAUUACCAAUAAGCAGGAUAUGCUCGAACAAUUGAGACCUACGACUUCUACGUCUAAUACAGGAACUAGCGCAGUGACAGGCACAAGCACAAGCACAUCACCAACAUCAACUGUUACAACCACAUCGAACGGUGCCAUCUAUGUUAAUCUCAAUGGUGGCUCUUCGUCCUCCUCCUCUUCGUCUUCAUCUGCCACAAAUGCGGCCAUCAGUGCGGCCAUUAAUGCCUCGCCAAUAGCUGAUCUUUUGCCACAAAUUGUGGCCGAUGGUGCCCUCCAGCGUCGUCGUCCAGCUGCCGGUGGCCUCAAUCGCCGCCGCGUCCAACCCAAUAGACGCCGUCGGGUGACCAAGCGUCGUGGCAAUGUCAAUGCCAAUCGUCGCCGUCGCGGCAACAAAAACAAACGUGGCAAAAAGAAGGGUCAGGCCCAGGUGAUGGUAGUUAGGCCCAAUCGCGGUUGA